Molecule: messenger RNA, 1002 nt
Organism: Cylindrotheca closterium
Lineage: Eukaryota; Bacillariophyta; Bacillariophyceae; Bacillariales; Bacillariaceae
Source: the annotation of a GenBank genome assembly
AUGGCUCCACCACAAGAUUCCAACAACCAACAGCCCUUGGCUACCAUGACGGCCACAUCCUCUGCUACGACCGUUGCGACCAAGACUUCUUUGCCACCAUCAUCAUCUAGUGCUCCCAUUGCUUUGCCUACUCGCAUGGUCUUGAGUGCCUUUGCAGGAAUGGGAGCGGCUACCAUUUGCCAUCCAUUGGACGUCAUUCGAGUUCAAAUGCAAACCUUUUCCUACCGCAAUACUGGACAUGCUGCCGUUUCCAUUUACCAAAAUGGGGGUCUCGUCAAUGGCCUGUAUGCCGGAGUCUCGGCUGCCUACCUCCGUCAAUGGCUGUACGGAAGUUGCCGCAUGGGAAUCUAUUCCUACCUGCUAGAACAAGAAAAGAUCAAGAAGGGUGGGGCCGACAAUAUUUCCUUUGGCACCAAAUUGGGCAUGGGCUCCAUUUCCGGUGGAAUUGGUAGCUUUGUCGGCACUCCCUCCGAAGUGGCCUUGGUCCGCAUGUCCGCCGAUUCCAAAUUGCCCGUGGCCGAACGACGUGGCUACACCAAUGUCGUAAACUGCCUGCAACGCAUUGCUAGUGAAGAAGGCGCGGCCAAUUUGUGGAAGGGUGCCACACCCACCGUGGCCCGGGCCACUCUGUUGAGUGCCUGUCAAAUGGGUGUCACCAGUCAAGCCAAAUCGUAUUUGGCCAAACAAGAACAAUACUUUGGCAAGAAUGGUCAAUGGUUGGGUGGUUAUCCCAUGAUGCUCUGUGCCACCUUGUGCAGUAGCUUUUGCGCCAACAUUGUGGCCAAUCCCUUUGACGUUCUCAAAUCGAGAAUCCAACAAGAUAGCAAGAACUUGUACUCGGGCAUGGUUGACUGUUUCGUCAAGAGUGUCAAGGGCGAGGGAAUCUUUGUCUUGUGGAAGGGAUUUACUCCAGCCUUUGUCAAAUUGGCACCCUACACCAUUAUCAGUUUGACCUUGGUAGACAAGCUUACCAAGGCUGCGACUGGAAAGGAAGCUCUUUAA